Lampris incognitus (smalleye Pacific opah) is the source of this 5450-nucleotide messenger RNA. Its product is annotated as TBC1 domain family member 10A-like. The transcript has 9 exons. NCBI's taxonomy places the organism in Eukaryota, Metazoa, Chordata, Actinopteri, Lampriformes, Lampridae. The record is from RefSeq and is a predicted model, not a curated record. The coding region runs from base 425 to 1870 and encodes 481 amino acids.
GUGUUGCGGCGCUUACGGCGUUAACUCCAGGGUUCGUGUUGUUAACCGUGUCGACUAACGUGCAGCCGGCGGUAGGGAAAACCCUGCGACGACAACGAUGAAUUUUUCAACGUACAAACGAUGUCAUGCCGAAAAUAGCCGUUUAGCAAUAGUUAGCAGCUAGGGAGACGUCGUCGUCGUUACCGGCUGUUGUUUACCUUGGAUAGGUAACUAGCGUUAGCUUAGCUGUCGUCAGUGUGAAGUUUCCUGGUUCACCAAAGUGAACGAUUUGAUUUAAAGCUGAACUUUCUCUCGCCAACCUACGGACUCAUGGAGAUGAUACACACGAUCAAAAAAACUCGCAAGAAUCGGUUCAAGCGUUAAGCUGAACUAGUCGGUGAAUUAGUUGGUUAACUAGCCAGUGUCUAGGCUCGCGUCAAGUUAAAUGGCACGAGUCGAGGGAAGUAAUGGACUCCAGUCGGCGGAGUCCCGCAGGAGUUUAAGAGUCGCCUCGGAGAAUCUGAGAGAUGAUGGAGAAGGAAGCACUUUUGGAUCGGACUCCGAGGCGGACGGCUAUGCCGACUCCGGAGAGAGACAGGCGGACAAGUAUGGAUUCAUAGGAGGUGCCCAACAGUACUCCGGGGAAUAUGCAGAAGAUAUUCCUCCUGAAGUGCUGCGGCAACGUGAGGCAAAAUGGCUAGAGAUGUUCGGCAGCUGGGACAAAUGGAUGGCGAAAAAGCACAAGAAGGUGAAGCUGCGCUGUCAGAAAGGGAUACCUCCUUCAUUGCGAGGCCGGGCCUGGCUCUACCUCUGUGGGGGAAAGGUGAAAAGAGAGCAGAAUCGGGGCACAUUUCAGGAGCUGGACAGCCAGCCAGGAGAUCCCAAGUGGUUGGAUGUGAUAGAGAGGGACCUUCAUCGCCAGUUCCCCUUCCAUGAGAUGUUUGUGGCAAGAGGAGGCCAUGGGCAGCAGGACUUGUUCCGUGUGCUGAAAGCCUACACUCUCCAUCGUCCAGAAGAGGGCUACUGCCAGGCUCAGGCCCCUAUUGCUGCUGUACUCCUCAUGCAUAUGCCAGCAGAGGAUGCAUUUUGGGGUCUUGUUCAGAUCUGUGAGAAGUACCUUCCUGGGUAUUACAGUACUGGACUGGAGGCAAUACAGCUGGAUGGGGAGAUCCUGUAUGCUCUGCUGCGUCGGGUGUCUCCUGUGGCCCACGGCCACCUAAAGAAAUACAAGCUCGAGCCCAUCCUGUACAUGACAGAGUGGUUCAUGUGUGCCUUCUCUAGGACCCUUCCAUGGGCCUCAGUUCUGCGCAUAUGGGACAUGUUCCUCUGUGAAGGGGUGAAGAUCAUCUUCCGCGUGGGCCUAGUGCUGCUGAGAUGCAUGCUGGGGUCACAGGAGAAAGUGAAGAAAUGUCAAGGUUUAUAUGAGACAAUGGCUCUGCUAAGGGCCAUAGACUCUCGCUACAUGCAGGAGGCCUUCCUAGUGCGAGAGAUUAUUGAGCUACCAGUGUCAGAGAAAGACAUUGAGAGGGAACAUCUCACUCAGUUGCAGCGCUGGAAGGAGAAUCAUGGAGAUCUUCGCAGCAAGUCUCCUCCCAGGAUGCAUGGUGCGAAGGCCAUCAUCACAGCUGAACCACCCAGCCAACAGGACCUGAGACAGAACCCCACCAUUAUAGUGGAAUCCCCCCUCGGAUAUAAGAGUUACAGGAAAGGAGAAGAGGAGGCCACGGAAAUUAAAUGGACCAAAGAAGAAAGAAAGAACACAGCCUUCCCCCCGCAACAGACCACCAGUCCUUACCCUGUCCCCACCGAACCCUUACCUCUCCACAAAGACACAGCCGUACGAGGAUCCAGGGAUAGUCUGAGCAGCGCAGAGCAUGACACGUACCUGUAGCUGGACUCGGAGGAAUCUUUCAAUCAUUUACACAUAAAGCAUUCCAUCCAAUCUUAUUUUAUCCACAGUUAUGACAUGCACAGUCAAUCUGGAGAAAUCUUCAUACUUCUCAGUGUCAUAACAAAACUGAAAAUCUACAAUACAAUACAUCUGUAACAAGCACUCCUAGAAGGAAUGUUGCGUUAAAUGAUUAAUACCCAGGGAGCAAGAGUAUGUAUGGGACAAAUAGAGUUUUGGUUUGCUCAUGUAUGAGGUUUUAUCUGUUGAGAGAGUCCAGUGUCACUUUUAGCUUUUGUGCACUUUUUCUUACAUUUUUUAAAAAUUAGAAUCAGAGUUAUUUUUAUGAGCCAUGUAGGUUUGCACAUAUGUGGAAUUUGACUCCAGUUUCGUGGCUCUCUCGAUGUACUUAGCAUAGGAUAACAACAAUACAAUACAACAAUCAAACAAUCUUCUUUUUUUUUUAAAAAGUAGACAUUUUUAUAAGAUUCGGCAAUUAGCGGCUAUAUUAGCGUGUCAACCUACAAGCAUCUUAGAGCACUAAAUAAUAAUCAUAGCAAAGCCAAGAGUGCAUAUCAUGUCAAGAGCAAUUACAGAAAGUGUGCAAUAGACAUCAAAGAAAGUUUAAUCAGUUCAUCUGGAUACGUUUAUUGACAGAUACGUUUCAUCACUCAACUGAGUGACAGAUACGUUGUAUCCAGAUGAACUGGUUCAACCUUCUUUGAUGUUCUUACAUGGAUUAUUGAACAUGCAUUAAGACAUGUGCAAUAGUUAGAUGACCAAGAGUGAUCCAAGAAAAAGAGAUUCAUAUUGUAAAUUAGCCGGACAAUGCCACUAAUCAGUAUCAGACAUAUCAUAGCCAAGAGUACAUGUUACGUCAAUUGCAGAUAGUGUAAUUGCACAAUAGAUGGAUCACAAACAGUGAUGUAGGGGAUUCAAAUCACAAUCGAGAUGGCCUGACAAAGGAAAGUUUUCAGGUAUUUCAUGAAUGAAGGAAACUAAUCUGUAGUUCUGAUUGAAGCCGAAAGUUCAUUCCACUCUUUGGGCCAGGUGAUAGAAAAGUGAAUGUACAAUUUAGGCAUAAAGAGGUACAUCCUUGCCAACCAACAACAGGGCUGCUGCUUUGCUCCUCAAAGCAGUCCUGUGAUUAUGUUGUAAUUAAGAUUUAGACUGAUAUGUUUCCUCAACUGAUGGAAAUCUUCUCUUUAGCACUUUUCUCCCCAAUUGUACUUGACCAAUUACCCUAUUUUCCGAGCCAUCCCGGUCUCUGCUCCACCCCCUCUGCCGAUCCAGGGAGGGCUGAAGACUACCACAUGCCUCCUCUGAUACAUGUGGAGUUGCCAGCCACUUCUUUUCACCUGACAGUGAGGAGUUUCGCCAGUGGGAUGUAGUGCGUGGGAGGAUUACGCGAUUCCCCCCCAGUUCCCCCUCCUCCCUGAACAGGUGCCCCGAUCGACCAGAGGAGGUGCUAAUGCAGCGACCAGGACACAUACCCACAUCCAGCUUCCCACCCGCAGGCACGGCCAAUUAUGUCUGUAGGGAUGCUUGACCAAGCCAGAGGUAACACGGGGAUUCGAACCGGUGAUCCCCGUGUUGGUAGGCAACAGAAUAGACCGUCAUGCCACCCGGACACCUAUUUAGCACUUUGUCUUUGAUAGUCAUGUUAUAGUCACUAGGUUUCCCACGUAGAGUGGCAUACUUAUCCUAUGUUGUAAGAAUCGAUUCUUUGCACAAAAUUGAACACAAUUCGCUUAUGCGACCAUAUAGGGCUAUGUCUUAACUGGAACAAUGAGUGCAGGGUUUUUGCUUAGUGUUAUUGAACACUUCAGGGCAUCCUCAGAUUAGCUGUCAGCCAUGACCAGCUUCAAUCUUGUAUGACCAAAAAAAAAAACCCAAAGUAGCUGUCUGACCUAUGAAGGAUGUGUGCAGGGACAAUUUUGGCACCAACCAAAGAUGUUUUUUUACUACUGUUUUUAAUUUGUAUACUGCCCAAGCAGUUUUAAGUCUUGUAUAUGAUUCUGUGUGAGUUUGAGAGAGCACAAGGUGCUUAUGUUGUGAAGCAGGGUUGAAUUCCAGCUUUAGGGAUGCUAACACAAAUCUAUAUAUUUAUACUCUAUCAUGUUGUGGAACUGUGUAGUGUUCUUGUAUAAUUUUACUACGGAAGAAGGUUCCACAGGGGAAGCUACCACUUCCCAAGUUAUAGGAGAAUUUUGUUUUUUUCUUAGAAAUUUUGGAAACUUGACUCCUCCAAAUGAACCAUGCAGUCUGUUCUAUGCUCUAUUGUUUCUGUCUGUUCCACAUGCGGACGUUUCAUUAAGGUGUAUUUGAAAGCAUCUGGCUUAAAAAGAAAAAAUCCUUGCCACUGUUGACUAAGACGAAACACAGAUGAAUAUGCUUUGGCACAAUAGCUUUAUUUCUUAUUUGAGCUUUACAACUUGCCACAUUGUUCUUUCCAAGAGUUGUUUUUUGAUAUAUAAAAAGGAGUUGUAUGUUCAUGUCAGACAAACACUAACAUUAAAUAAUUACUUUUCAGAUCAUUUUGUUUAGUAAAAUGGGCUGAAAAGUCAAAUGGAUGACAAAUCAUUGAUUGAGACUGUCUUUAUUUACUUAUGUUGAACUAAGUGUAAUGUGAAGAAAUUAAUGUAAAAUCUCAAAUAUAAUUACUUGAUAUUUUAUUUUUCUGCACUAUGUACUUCAAACUCUUAACAUGAUAAUGUUUAUAAACCAAACAGCAAAUGUCUUGUUAACCUUUUAACCAUAUAAGGUAUUUGAUUUUUUGUUUUUUUGUCCUUUUAAUACAAUAUAAUUAAUAUGAUCCUACAGGUCAUUUUUAUCCCUCAGGAAUCAUUUUGUUUUUAUUUGCCAUUAAACAUUGAAGCUACUUUUGAAUUUACCAAAGGAGCAAUGAAACAUCGACUUUUGCAAUGAAGUCUUUAUUAUUAUUAUUAUUUUAGAUCUCCAAAAGUUAUCUCAGUUUACAGUAUGUAAACUGGCAUACCUGGUGGAAUUAGAUGUUGAAUGUAUGAGUUAAAGAAGAAAAUGUAAUUUGAAUGUAUAAUUAGUUGCAUUUGAACCGAUAUUAUUUCCAUUUUGUUUCCAUUUUGUUAUAUAUAUUUUUUUCCACUGUACACAUUGCACAUUCAUCCGACACAAACCAGCCAGUUGGACUUGAUACUAGUAGUUUGACACACUGUCCUGUAGGGGGUGCCAUAGAGCUUUGACCCAGAUUUGGGAAAUUUCAUUCGUGUUCAGUGUUGUACCCAAUCAUUUUGUUUCAGUGGAUUGAAUCGAGUUUUUAAAACCUCAGAUGUUAAAUGAUGUUAUGCUUACAAGUAUCAGGGAAUGUUGCCAUCUCAAGAGUGUGUUGAGUGAUUUUAAAAUAUUCUACUUCACCAGACUUAAAGUAGAAUCCUCCAGGAUCACAAAUUGUAGGUAAACGUAGGGACUACUUAUAUUUCUCAGCGUAUGUACAGCACAUGGCUAUAUAGUGUAUUCGCUACCCAGAAAUCUCUUCAUUAAAUCAGGAGGCAUUUUCUUGUAUCUAAAAGCAGUUUUUGUACCAAACUAAAUUUACAUCAAUAAA